AUGCGUGACAUUGCGGGAGGUGUACGAGAAGGGAUGCAGCUCACCAAGCAGGAUUUGGAGGAGCAGACCCGUGGCUGGCGCAGUGCCUUCGGUGCCAAGCUGCGCAGCUUCGGUGCGAAGCGGGACGAGAGCCCCCGUGCAGAGGAGUCCAGUGCGCUGCACGCCGUACGGCAGAACCUGGCGAUGACCGCGAAGGACGUGUCGGAGCUCCGGCAGGAAGUCAUGAACGAGGUCCGCCUCAGUGUCAACGACAUCCGCCAGGUGCUGCGAUGCUGCAGUUCACCAAUGUUGGCAUAA
Durusdinium trenchii is the source of this 297-nucleotide messenger RNA. The record is from the annotation of a GenBank genome assembly. Lineage: Eukaryota; Dinophyceae; Suessiales; Symbiodiniaceae.